AAUGACUUCAUUUCCCAGUAUCCCACCGCACUCGCCCUUGCAAAGCUUGCUACUAGCGGUGUCACAGCAGAUACAAAACAGCAUGGAAGGUGACAGUUACUAAAGUCAUAGUUGGGGCAAUGAAACAGAAAAUAAUGUCACAGACAGUGUCUCCAGGAUCUGAAGACGUUAGCGAUACGAAAGUGUUCAACUUUCAAGAGUUUUAUAUUCAAAACGUGGACACACUACUUUGAACAUUGACGUGACAGAUCGCUAUUUAGCUAGCUUGCUAACCCUGCUAGCUAAGUUAUUUUGGUGUUCAGAAUCAGUUCGAUAGCCAUCGCUAAACUCAAGAACGGCGUAGGGUGGAGACAGGCUGCCAACUGAAUAUUUAAAGAAAACGUCUGUACAUUUAUUUAAAAAAUAAGGAAACCCGGAAGGAUCCACAGGGGUGCUAGGAUAUCGACAAGUCCCUUGGGCCUUGCCGUUCCUAGUUUCAGGUAGUUGGCGUUGCCGCCUCCCGGUGGCCGGUGUGUAUGAGUGGGGCAGCGGCUGGUGAGCGUCGUAGUCCACGGGAUGGGGAAUGGAGUCCAGCAACAACAGGCAACGCCACUCACACAAGGAGAGUGCUGCCACUGCCUCCGACAGCCAGGCAGAGGGUCUAAAGCCCCAGACACGGUCCGUGGUUAACUCCCUCCUCUCAGGGGCCUUAGCUGGAGCCUUGGCUAAAACCGCUGUSGCCCCGCUGGAUAGAACCAAGAUAAUCUUCCAAGUGUCCUCAGCAAGAUUCUCUGCCAAGGAGGCGUAUAGGUUGAUCUAUCGGACCUACCUGAAGGAUGGCUUCCUCAGCCUGUGGAGGGGCAACUCUGCCACCAUGGUACGGGUCAUCCCCUACGCUGCCAUCCAGUUCUGUGCACACGAGCAGUACAAGAGACUACUGGGAGGAUACUUCGGCUUCCAGGGCAAAGCCCUGCCGCCGGUGCCAAGGUUACUGGCGGGUUCUAUGGCCGGUACCACAGCUGCCAUGCUCACCUACCCUCUGGACAUGGUGCGAGCCAGGAUGGCUGUCACGCCCAAGGAGAUGUACAGUAACAUAAUCCAUGUGUUUGUGCGUAUCUCUCGUGAGGAGGGUUUGAAGACGCUGUAUCGUGGUUUCACCCCCACCAUACUGGGUGUGGUGCCCUACGCUGGACUCAGCUUCUUCACCUACGAGACUCUCAAGAAAAUGCAUGCAGAGCGGAGCGGUCGCCCCCAGCCCUACUCGUACGAGAGGUUGGUGUUCGGGGCAUGCGCAGGUCUCCUGGGCCAAUCGGCCUCCUACCCGCUGGAUGUGGUGCGGCGGCGCAUGCAGACGGCGGGCGUGACGGGGCACACCUACGGCACUAUCCUGGGUACCAUGCGGGACAUCGUGGCGGAGGAGGGUGUGGUGCGUGGCCUCUACAAGGGCCUCAGUAUGAACUGGGUCAAAGGGCCCAUCGCUGUGGGCAUCAGCUUCACCACCUUUGACAUGACACAGAUCCUUCUGAAGAAGUUGUCCCAGCUGAGGUAUAAUAACAGGUAACCAGUAGGGAGAGACUGGUGGAGGGAUGGAGAAGGCAACGGCGAGGGGAAUGAGGACGAUCGAUAGUAGCAGGACAGUCACACUCUGAGAACCUCAGCACAAACGACGUGAAGGCCAGGAUAAGAAAAAAAACAUUGUCGCUUUCUAGGGUCAAGGCAUACCUUAUUGGGGAAUGUGUGAUUGAGUGAUCCAGGUCAGCACAGUGCACACACACACACACACACACACACCCACACACUGUGUGAAAUGAAUGUCUUCAACUUUGUGUAUGUACAUGGAGGCAUGAAGUCUCAUAAGAGGUACAUUAGGUGGAUCAUAAUAUACACACUAUCGUCGUGUUCAGGUGCAAUAUGUUCAGUUAUUUCAUCUGUGUAAUAUUCACACAAAAUACACAAUGAUCUGCAUAUGUAAAGGUCCAGGCUACCUGUGUGUGUGUGUAUGUGUGUGUGUGUGUGUGACAGACAACGCACACCUUCCGGGUGUCUCCCUUGCCUUGCGUCCCUACUUGAAGAGGGGACCUUCCAACAGUCUGGAUCAGAUGAGUUGUUCCUAUCUCCUUCCACAUGAGUUGGAUUUGACUUUUAUCAAACGACAAUGUACCCCCAUGAGACUUCGUUUUGUUUGGUUGAUGAUUUUUGUUUAAUGAGUUAUACCAAAGUAUAAACAAGAGGGGCGUUGUAAUUAAUAAUAUGAUUUAUGACUAGAGAAGAUUGAUAUUAAUAUCAUUUUUUGGGGGGACAGUGAAGUUCUCACAAGAAAUAUACACGGUGUACAAAACAUGUCCAUAACAUAAACUGACCAGGUGAA
Molecule: messenger RNA, 2347 nt
Organism: Salvelinus sp. IW2-2015
Lineage: Eukaryota; Metazoa; Chordata; Actinopteri; Salmoniformes; Salmonidae
Gene: slc25a42
Product: solute carrier family 25 member 42
Biological process (GO): transmembrane transport
Cellular component (GO): mitochondrial inner membrane
Source: RefSeq, a predicted model, not a curated record